Messenger RNA from Poeciliopsis prolifica (blackstripe livebearer), 2322 nucleotides. RefSeq names its product RAB34, member RAS oncogene family a (gene rab34a). Gene Ontology annotation, molecular function: GTP binding; GTPase activity. Gene Ontology annotation, biological process: endocytosis; phagosome-lysosome fusion. The transcript is spliced from 11 exons. The record is from RefSeq and is a predicted model, not a curated record. The coding region runs from base 279 to 1079 and encodes 266 amino acids. Lineage: Eukaryota; Metazoa; Chordata; Actinopteri; Cyprinodontiformes; Poeciliidae.
GCUGCUCCCCACAACUUCCGUGGCUCGACUUAAGCCCCAUUAAUGAACGCUAACCUUUUUUGUAUAUAUUUUUUUACUAAACACUGAAAGCGUGAGCUGCCUCAGCGUGGAGCAAGAGGCGUCUUUGAGGGGAGUGAGACUGAAGAGGACCAUCUUGAACCGCCGAGGUAUCCUGUAACAUCAGCUGCGGCUAAAACGCUACCUCCACUUCAGAAAACCCACAGCGACCUUCUGUCUUUUCAGCCUCCUUCUCACGACGUCAUUUACCCCGAGGCUUCAUGUCUCUCAGAGUUUCAGGCAUGAGUGUUUUUCCUCCGGUUCGUCGGGACCGGGUCAUCGCUCAGCUGCCUCAGGCUUUCAGAAAGGAGGCAGCCCUUCACAUUACAGAAGAAUUCAACAAUAAAGUGAGGACGGCCUGCCAGGAGCAGCGGACCGGCACUGUGGGGUUUAAAAUCUCCAAGGUCAUCGUGGUCGGCGAUCUGGCUGUGGGGAAAACCUGCCUGAUUAAUAGAUUUUGCAAGGAUGCCUUUGAUAAGAACUACAAGGCGACCAUCGGUGUUGACUUUGAGAUGGAGCGCUUCGAGGUGCUCGGCGUCCCUUUCAGCCUGCAGCUUUGGGACACUGCGGGCCAGGAACGGUUCAAGUGCAUCGCUUCCACUUACUACAGAGGAGCUCAGGUUGUGAUAAUCGCGUUUGACGUGAAUGACAUUGCCUCUCUGGGCCACGCCAGGCAGUGGCUGGAAGACGCCUUGAAAGAGAACGACCCCACCAGCGUUCAGCUCUUCCUCGUCGGCACAAAGAAGGACCUGAGUUCUCCUGCUCAGUAUUCCCGGAUCGAACAAGACGCCAUGAAGUUUGCGAGAGAGAUUCAUGCUGAGUACUGGGCUGUCUCAUCGCUGACGGGGGAAAACGUCAAAGAGUUCUUCUUCCGAGUCGCCGGUUUGGCCUUUGAGACAAGCGUUCUCGCCGAGUUGGAGAAAAGUGGAUCGAGGCAGAUUGGCGACGUUGUCAGAAUCAACAGCACUUCAAGCAAUCUGCACGCCACAGCAAAGAAGAAGCAGGCCAACUGCUGUCAGUAAGCGUAGGAUAAAUGUUUAAAAAAAAAACACACACACACACAGACUGACUGAGACUUUUUCUCAGCGGUGGAUGAGUGUGGCUGCUGUCCAGCUUAGUUGGGAGAAUUUCUGUGGUCAGAAAAGGAGGGGAGCAUUUUAUGGCAUGUUUACAGUCUGUAUUAUUAUUAUUUUUUUUCCUGACCAGCAGGAAAAGUGAGGAUAUUUGUGGUGGACUUUAACACAGAGCGAUAGUGCUGCCAUCAAACUGCCAAAGAGUUUUCGGAUGCUUACUCGGCUUAUAGCUCCAGUUUUGCUGCUGUAGAGUUUUUCAGAAUCAAUUUCUUAUUGCGUUUUUAGCUCAAACAUAUUGGUGAAGUUUUGAUUGUUUUUCCCAACUAACACUUUUUAGGUCAUUACUUCUUCCCCUCAACUCCUUCGUUGGCGUUUAGAUGUUCUGGCACCUUGAUAAAAAUGUGUAAAUCAUCUUAGUAUGAAUCUACCUUUUAAGGCUGUGGCACAUUUUCAUACUGAAAAACUUACUAAAUCCAACCUUUAAUUUAAGUGCAAUUGUUAUGAGGGUGAAUUGCAAUAAUAAUGCAAUAAUUUAGAAGUUUAUAAUAAGUUUAGGUUUUUCUUUGUAGCUUAGUUUGAUUUUGUUGUGACUUUAGUCAGUCUUCAGAGUGUGUUGGCUAGUUUUUCUUUCUGUGAUUUGCCAACAAUUGAAACAAAACACUAAAAUGAAGAAUUCCUCUAAUUUCAUUAUGUUUAGUUACUUUUAUAAACAAACAAUAUAGUUCCAGUUGGUUAUGGUUUUUCACCAUCACUUCUUUCAGUUAGCAGAAAAAUUAUUUCUCAAUCUCAGUGUUCUUUAUUUUGUUAGAUUUUUGUUAACUGUAAUAACCUUGACAUAAAAGUCUCGUAAGAAUAAAACCUUCAUAGGCGCAACAAAAAUAUAAGACUUGUGAUUAAUGUGUUUAAGGCCAACUUACACUUUCUUAAAGUCAUUUAAGACGUCGCAAAGGAUGUGUGAACACCCCGACCCCCAGAAGAAACAGUAAUGGUAACACAAACACUAACAUGACACUGUCAUAAUCAUAACAUAACACCUGUCUUGAUGAUGAAGGACUCUGAAGUAUCAUCUGGUAAAUUAUGACACUUUCAAUGCAAAAUUGACCAUUUUAAUGUACUUUUCAGGCAAGUUAUACUGCAACUUCUCAUUAAAAGUGUGAUUAUGUACCUAAUGACACUUCGUGACAACGGUUGU